Misgurnus anguillicaudatus (oriental weatherfish) is the source of this 1167-nucleotide messenger RNA. Lineage: Eukaryota; Metazoa; Chordata; Actinopteri; Cypriniformes; Cobitidae. The record is from RefSeq and is a predicted model, not a curated record.
UAAAGCUCAAACUUUUAUGGAGGGGAGCAAUGUCACUUUAAAGUGUGACAAUACAGAGAUCAAAUGGAAUGAACUCCUUUACAUCAUCUGGAAUAUUAGCUUACAAAGCAGAAAAUGUUGGAUUGGCUUUGAAUUACUGAAUAAAAAUAUCCAAAACUCCUGUAAUGAUGGAAAGAUGCUGCUCAACUCUUCAGAUGGAUUUUCUUUUUUCAUUUCAAAGAUUUCAAAAAAAGAUGAAGGAUCUUACUUAUGUGACGUAUCAUAUAAAGGUGGUGGAUAUAAACAAAAAAUAAAUAUCACUGUUAGUAACUUUACCAGUUGGCUGGAGGUUAACAAUGGUCAGAGAGUUGCCAUCUGUCAAGCCAAAUAUGAAAAAUCUGAACCCACUCUUCAAUGGGAACCUGCCUUGAACUUUUCAUCCAAUAUCAGUUAUGUCAAGAUCAGCAAUAUGUCUUUUAUGGAGAGUCGAGUAUACUUGCCUAAUUUCAUCAGUGACCUUAAAUGUGUUGCUACGUACCCUCGUAAGUCAGGGCAACAGAAUACAACUUCAGACACCAUUGCGGUUGCAUCCAUUUGUUUUAUCCUUGUAUCUCUGACUGUGGUUUUCAUACAAUGCAGCUUAGCCCAGCUCCCUGAUGUGGAAGAAGUGGAAACCUGUGUAAGUUACUGUUUAUACGAGUCAACUCCAUCUAUAACUCAUCAGUUGAAAUCUUCAAUGCCUGUGGAAGAGGAAAACGUCUCGGUUAUGUAUGUAACCAUGGUUCACUGAGAAAGGAAAUGAGACGCAGUGUCUUGACAUGACAAAAUGGGAACACACCAGCAGCGUGCACUCAUGUGAAAUCUUUGUACAACUAUUCAAGUUCUUAUAGAGAUUCAGAGUAAUCUCUAAAACUUUGUAAACGUGGUUUAAGGCCACCCUGCCACAUUGCAUACAGUUAGCAUAGAUACCCCAGACAAGAGGGCUUGAGAUUAAGCCAUACUCUUGGUUGAAUAUGCCCUAAUUAGCAGAGGUGAAAGCAUACCGUGCACCUCAUAAGCCAAUAAAAUAGCCUCUAUUUUCCAUUUGCUUGUAAUAACUCAUCUGAUUUUCUCCAUGAAGAAAACAUACUACGAUAUUCCUUUAAUGGUCAGUUGACUCGUGAGGAGGAGUAUGGAAGGCCUGUAGAA